AUGCUCUCCCGGUUAAGAACGGCUGCUUCCCCCCCCUGCACCUGGUUGGCACAUCGCAGCAUGCACAGGAAGGAAAAAGGGAAGCCUCUGAUGCUUAACCCCAGGACGAACAAGGGCAUGGCCUUCACCUUAAAAGAACGGCAGAUGUUGGGGCUUCAAGGGCUCUUGCCUCCGAAGGUCGAGACGCAGGACCUCCAGGCUUUACGCUUCCAUAAGAACCUAGCCAGGAUGACGGAUCCCUUGGAGAAGUACAUCUACGUGAUGGGAAUUCAGGAAAGAAACGAGAAGCUGUUCUACAGGAUUCUACAAGAUGAUAUUGAACAAUUAAUGCCCAUUGUCUAUACGCCAACAGUAGGCCUUGCGUGUUCCCAGUAUGGGCAUAUUUUUAGAAGGCCAAAAGGAUUAUACAUUGCCGUAACAGAUAAGGGCCACAUCCGAUCUGUGGUGAACAACUGGCCAGAGAAUGAUGUGAAGGCUGUUGUUGUCACAGACGGAGAACGUAUCUUGGGCCUUGGGGAUCUGGGAGUAUAUGGAAUGGGAAUCCCAGUUGGCAAACUCUGUUUAUACACCGCCUGUGCUGGAAUAAAACCUGACAAGUGCCUUCCUGUGUGUAUCGAUGUUGGAACUGACAAUCAGACACUUUUGGAAGAUCCAUUUUAUAUGGGGUUAUAUCAGAAACGAGACCGCUCGCAGCUUUAUGAUGAACUAAUUGAUGAAUUCAUGGAAGCCGUGAUAGGCAGGUACGGCCAGAACACCCUCAUUCAGUUUGAAGACUUUGGCAAUCACAACGCCUUCCGCUUUUUGAGGAAAUACCGAGAAAAAUACUGCAUUUUCAACGAUGACAUACAGGGGACCGCAGCGGUCGCCUUGGCUGGGUUGCUGGCGGCAGAGAAAGUCAUCGGGAAGCCCCUCGCCGAGCACCGGAUCCUCUUCCUUGGGGCAGGAGAAGCCGCCCUUGGGAUUGCAAACCUCAUCCUCAUGGCUAUGGUGGAAAAUGGUCUUCCUGCAGAAGAAGCUUGCAAGAAAAUUUGGAUGUUUGAUAAAGAUGGCUUAUUGAUAAAGGGCCGGGCAGAAGCGAUAGAUGUCAACCAGGAGCCCUUUACUCAUCCAGCUCCAGGGAACCUACCCAAAUCUUUCUUGGAUGCAGUGAACGUUCUUCAGCCUUCUGCCAUUAUCGGAGUUGCCGGGGCUGGGCGGCUGUUUUCUCAUGAUGUCAUCAAAGCGAUGGCCGACAUCAAUCAGAGACCCAUCAUAUUUGCACUGAGUAACCCUACCGUGAAAGCAGAAUGUACGGCUGAGGAGGCGUACACACUAACAGAGGGGCGCUGCCUGUUUGCAAGCGGCAGUCCAUUUGGGCCCGUGAAGCUGAGGGACGGGCGGUCCUUCAAACCGGGCCAGGGAAACAACGCCUACAUAUUUCCAGGUGUGGCUCUUGCUGUUGUCCUGAGUAGCGUCCGGCACAUCAGUGACAACGUCUUUUUGGAAGCUGCAAAGACGUUGUCCCAGCAGCUGAGUGAGGAAGAACUGCAGGAGGGGAGACUUUAUCCCGCGCUUUCCAACAUCAGGGAAGUGUCCGUUAACAUAGCUAUAAAGGUCAUGGAAUAUUUAUACGCCAAUCGCAUGGCGUUCCAUUACCCGGAGCCAGCAGACAAAAUUCAGUACAUACGAUCAAGAAUCUGGACAUCGGAGUACGAAUCCUUUCUACCAGAUUUGUACGACUGGCCGGUGUCUACAACCUACUCCUCGGACAAAAGACGUGUUUGAAAUUUUGCUGGGAACCCCCGUCCGGAACAACAUUUGAAGUAGGACUGCGGAACACUGAAAACGUCCUUUUUGUGCUAAACCAUUGAACUGGGUGCAUAACCGACACUGAAUUUAGUCCCUAGGCUGGACGUCCUCUCUUCUUCUGAGGCGCAUAGGAAUGGACGCUUGAGUUGAAAUUUAAUAUAU
Molecule: messenger RNA, 1950 nt
Organism: Protobothrops mucrosquamatus (brown spotted pit viper)
Lineage: Eukaryota; Metazoa; Chordata; Lepidosauria; Squamata; Viperidae
Gene: ME2
Product: malic enzyme 2
Exons: 15
Coding region: 1-1764 (587 amino acids)
Biological process (GO): malate metabolic process; pyruvate metabolic process
Cellular component (GO): mitochondrion
Molecular function (GO): NAD binding; malate dehydrogenase (decarboxylating) (NADP+) activity; malate dehydrogenase (decarboxylating) (NAD+) activity
Source: RefSeq, a predicted model, not a curated record